GGAUUCACCCCCGAGCGGUUCGAGCGAGAGCUCAAGGACCUGGCGGCCAAGGCGAAGAGCGACACGCGGGGCAACCGGCUGCUCGGCCAGGCGACGCUCUACGUCAAGGCGGCGGCGCUGCUGACGCUGCUGGGCAUCUACUCCAACGCCUCGCAGCUGGCGCUGUCGCCCGUGUACGGGUCCGUCCCCGCGGCGGGCUGGCACUCCAAGGCGCUCAUGGCCGGGUGCUUCGUCGGGUGGGCGGGCAACCUCGCGCUGAGGCAGCUGCUGCGGCCCCUCGGGACGGCGCGGCUGCUGCCGCUGGUGGCGCUGUACGUGCCCGUGAUGCAGUGCUUCCUGUACAGCUUCAGCGAGGCGCUGGGGGCGAGCUGGGGCCCGCUCGUGACGGAGGGGGUGACGCUGGUUCCGCUGGCGAUUCUGACGGCCGCUUGCGUGGCGGACGAGCUGGAGGGUGCGGACCUGAGUUCCUUGCCCAAGGGCCUGGGGGAGGCCGUUCCCGGGAUCGGCUCGUGGGCGACGUUUAAGCUGGUCGAGCACGUGGCGGAGAAGAUGCUGCAGAGGCACGUCGGGACGGUGUUUUGGUACACGCGGAUGGGCCUGGAGAUGCUGCUCGCGGGGUGCUAUGCCGUCUUUGCGCCGUCGAGGUGGCUCGCGCUUGCGAUCCCGGCGCUGGUGCACACGGCCAUGUUCAAUCCGCAUGUGGCCACGCCGGCGGCGACGGCGUUGUUGAAUUCGACCCUGGCGGCCGACCACUGGCUGCUGCUGGACCGGCGGGAGUCGGUGACGGGGUACGUUUCCGUGGUCGAGAACACGCAGAGCAGGAUGCGCGUCAUGCGGGCUGAUCAUAGCUUGCUGGGGGGAGACUGGGUGGAUUGGCGGGGGAAUCAAGUGACGGAGCCGAUUUACGCCGUCUUUGUGAAUUUGGAGGCUAUUCGCUUGGUGGAGAGGGAGAGGCCGGUGGCGGACUCGAGGGCCAAGGCGCUG
Trichoderma citrinoviride is the source of this 984-nucleotide messenger RNA. RefSeq lists its product as hypothetical. Lineage: Eukaryota; Fungi; Ascomycota; Sordariomycetes; Hypocreales; Hypocreaceae. The record is from RefSeq and is a predicted model, not a curated record. The transcript has a single exon. The annotation marks the transcript as partial.